AUGAGCCAGUUUGGAGAGCUUGUGCUGCUUAUAGGAGACCUUCACAUCCCACAACGAGCUGUGGACUUACCUGAAAAAUUCAAAGAACUAUUAGUGCCAGGCAAAGUGUGGUCAAGUAUAAACCCCAUUCCCUCUCAAUGCCAAACUACCUAGUCUAGAUAGUAAAAAAUAUGAGAUACUGUAGUUCUUCAUUCUAAGUUAUUAAAACGCGAUUUAUAGCAUGCUUGCACAUACUUUUAAUAUUUUACUUCAUAUCCCGACUAUAAAGAGAAUUUUUAAAUGGCUAGCAAUUUAGCUCAUAUUUUUGUAUUAAAUUCAAAUAAGAUAUGUCAUGUUUUAUAUGCAAAAUAAACUUUUAAGUAUAUUAAAUUUAGCAAAAUAAAUCCUAGAUAUUAUAUAUGUGCCUAUGAUAAAUAAUUGUGCUUGAAUUAAUUUAUUGGUGUCUAUCCAGUUCAACUAAAAGCAAUAAUUAAGCGAUAUCAGGUGCAUUUCUCUAUUAACUCUUUUAUUUAUCAGUCUAAAAAUUUUUACCAUAUAAAUAAUUUUGUUUAUAAUAGGGAUAUAAAAUAAAGUAUUAAAUAUAUGUGUAAACAUGCUAUAAAUCGUGUUUUAAUAGCUAUAAUAUGAAAAACUACAAUAUCUAAUAUUUCUUACUAUCAAAAAUAGGUAAUUUUUAUUGAAGAGAUGGGGCUUAUGCUUGACCAAAAGUGCAGCACAUUUUUUGUACUGGGAAUAUUGGCAGCCGUGAGUAUUCAGAUUGGCUUAAAGGGCUAGCUUCCAAUGUGAAUAUAACAAGAGGCGAUUUCGAUGAAGGAACUACACUACCGGAAAGCAAAGUUGUGAGCAUCGGGGACUGGAAAAUUGGACUUAUACAUGGGCAUCAAGUUAUUCCAUGGGGAGACAAAGAAGCAUUAGGAAACUUGCAAAGGCAGCUUGAUUGCGAUAUUUUGGUAUCAGGACACACUCAUGCUUUAUCUAUAGAAAGCUUAGAUGGAAAAUAUUUUAUUAAUCCAGGAAGUGCAACUGGAGCAUAUUCAGCUAUUACAGCUGAAGUUAAACCAAGCUUUAUUAUAAUGGCUUUCCAAGGAAAUGAAGCAACUUUAUUUAUUUAUGAACUUAUUGAUGGAAAUAUUUCAGUGAAUAAAGCACAGUUCUCUAAAAGCUAA
Molecule: messenger RNA, 1166 nt
Organism: Blepharisma stoltei
Lineage: Eukaryota; Ciliophora; Heterotrichea; Heterotrichida; Blepharismidae
Source: the annotation of a GenBank genome assembly